This is a messenger RNA of Malus domestica (apple), 1494 nucleotides long. RefSeq names its product transcription factor MYB119-like. Gene Ontology annotation, cellular component: nucleus. The record is from RefSeq and is a predicted model, not a curated record. Gene Ontology annotation, biological process: regulation of DNA-templated transcription. Gene Ontology annotation, molecular function: DNA-binding transcription factor activity, RNA polymerase II-specific; RNA polymerase II cis-regulatory region sequence-specific DNA binding. NCBI's taxonomy places the organism in Eukaryota, Viridiplantae, Streptophyta, Magnoliopsida, Rosales, Rosaceae.
AUGGAGGGAGGUAGAGGAGGAGGUGGUGGUGAUGGCGAUUAUGGUGUUUAUGGAUUUACAAACAACACACAAGAUCCUCCCCAGCAUCACAAUUUAUGUAAAGCAGGUCCUCCAUUGACAGCCAUAGAUAGGUUCUUGUGGGGAAGUCAUCAAAGCCAAAACAAUGCAAGCAACAUAGAUCAUCAAAAUGUGGUUUUCUCAAAUGGGUUGAGUGGUUUUGCUUCUUUUGGCGGUGGUGGUGGUGCAAUAUUUGGCCAUGAGGCAGCAGCUUCUUGGCCUAAUAAUUAUAGUAUCACUGAUCAUCUCCAAGAGCCAAGCUUUGUGGAUGAACUUUUUCUUGAACAAGGAGAGGCCUUGAUGAUGAGUUGGGUUCAAGAGCAAAACCCUAAUACCACAGGUGGUUUCGGAGAGGAAGGAAAAGUUUCUGAAAGAAGUUGUAAAGCGGUCGGAAAGAGAUCUAAAAAAGGUUUAACUGCUGCUACUUUAAUAAAGGGACAGUGGACUGCUGAAGAAGACAGGAAGUUGAUCAGGCUGGUGCAGCAAUGUGGAGAGAGAAAAUGGGCACAGGUUGCUGAGAAGUUGGUGGGUAGGGCUGGCAAGCAGUGUAGAGAAAGAUGGCACAAUCAUUUGCGUCCUGAUAUCAAGAAAGAUGGCUGGACUGAAGAGGAAGAGAGGGUACUUGUUGAUGCUCAUGCUAAAGUUGGAAACCGUUGGGCAGAGAUUGCGAAACGCAUUCCUGGAAGAACCGAAAACGCCAUUAAAAACCAUUGGAAUGCAACAAAAAGGAGGCAGACUUCAAAGAGAAAGAACAAGCAACCUGAAGGCAACAAUGGAAACCACAAAAACAAGCCUCAUUCUUCCAUUCUCCAAAACUACAUCAGAAGCAAGAAUCUCAUGAACAACUCCUCCAAUAUUUCCAAUGUUUCCACUAGUACCCCUACUAGCUCUUCCACUCUCUCUCAAAAUGAUCCAUCAAAAACCCACCUCAACACUUUGGUCACAGAGCCAUCUGAUCAGUCCACUACUAGCAACUGUUUUGGCUCUCCACUGAAUUUGGCUGACUCUUUUUAUGAUGAACUUGUUUUUAUGCAAAAUUUCUUCACCAACAACCCUCACAAUCUCAAUCAUCCUCAACAGCCUUCCAAUUCCACUGACAACAAUGUUGAACUAAUUGUUAGUCCAAUGGAACCCUCACAAAAUCCAAACAUGUACGAUUUUGCUACUACCUCCACAACUAGUAGCCCCAGUCCUACUACUACCACCCCUCUGUAUUCUGACCUUUACCUCUCAUACCUCUUAAAUGGAGCUGACAAUUCAUCAUCUUAUAAUUCAAAUUAUCAUCCUCCUCACUUAGGGUUUUACAACACAAACAUGGAAUAUUUGGCGUCACAGGAUCAUCAUCUUCAAGCUGCAGCUUCUUCGAACGAAAGGAGAGAGAUGGAUUUGGUAGAGAUGGUGUCUGCUUCUCAAUGUACCCAAGGAACCAGCUUCUGA